Molecule: messenger RNA, 663 nt
Organism: Seminavis robusta
Lineage: Eukaryota; Bacillariophyta; Bacillariophyceae; Naviculales; Naviculaceae
Source: the annotation of a GenBank genome assembly
AUGGUUGUGCUUGGAACGAAUGGACGUGUGCUUAUGCUGCAGCAGGGGGGGCAUUUGGGCAUUCUGAAAUUUGCCCGUUCCAAUGGUUGUCCCUGGGAUACACAGACCUGUGCUAGAGCUGCAAGGGGUGGACACUUGGACAUUCUGAAAUUUGCCCGUUCCAAUGGUUGUCCUUGGGAUACACAGACCUGUACUAGUGCUGCAAGGGGUGGACACUUGGACAUUCUGAAAUUUGCCCGUUCCAAUGGUUGUCCCUGGGAUGAAAGGACUUGUGCUAAUGCUGCCCUAGGGGGGUACUUGGAUGUUCUCAAAUGGGUGCGGGAAAAUGGAUGCCCAUGGGAUGGAAUGACAUGCUGGAUGGCUAGCGAUCAAGGGCACAAGGAAAUCCUGCAGUGGGCUCAUGACAAUGGAUGCCCAGAUCUCCAAUGAACUCAACAAUGUUUCUGAGCAAAUCGAUGGCAUUGCCCGCGACAAUCAACUUCACAGUAACUAUCAACUCCAGCGAUUGAUAAAGACGUAGAUGCGCAACAACACUGCUAGAAAGCAUCUGGUAGAUGUGGCCCCUCUGCGUCGCAACGUUGCGAUUGUUUUGCCAUUUUCCAUGUUGCCUCACGUGAAAUCAGCCAAAAAAUACUAUUAUUAAGGUGCUCUGAAACUAUGGUU